Bactrocera neohumeralis is the source of this 5207-nucleotide messenger RNA. It is a transcript of the gene RecQ4, whose product is annotated as ATP-dependent DNA helicase Q4. The transcript is spliced from 7 exons. The record is from RefSeq and is a predicted model, not a curated record. Gene Ontology annotation, biological process: DNA replication; double-strand break repair via homologous recombination. Gene Ontology annotation, molecular function: ATP binding; zinc ion binding; four-way junction helicase activity. The coding region runs from base 68 to 4825 and encodes 1585 amino acids. NCBI's taxonomy places the organism in Eukaryota, Metazoa, Arthropoda, Insecta, Diptera, Tephritidae. Gene Ontology annotation, cellular component: chromosome; nucleus; cytoplasm.
AUUUUUUGCCAUUACAAGAACUAUUUUAAAAGCUAGCAUAUAUUUCUAGCAUAGAUAGAUUGCUAUCAUGAGUGAUUCCACUCCUAAACAUAAGUAUCAAAAAUACAAAAUACGUGUGAAAACAUGGGAGCGCGAUUUCAAGCGCAAAUUUUCACGAGUUCCCUCUAAGUAUGAUAUCCGUGAGGCGCCACAAGAAAUACGAGAUGCUUACAAAAUGUACUACAAAUUAAAAACCUCAUUGCUGGAGGACACAUUGAAUGGUGUUUUUGAUGACGACGGAUUUAGUGUUCUUGAAAUAUCGCAGAGUCAAAGCGAAUUAGCCCCAAAUGAAAGUUCACAAAUGUCCAGUAGCAUUGCCGCGCUAGUCGGUAGUGCAACAUCUUCAAAUAUGCUAGAUGAAUUAAAAACGACCAAUGAAACGAAAAGAAAAGUUUUGACAUAUUCAGAUUUCGAAGAGAAAGUAAUUAGAGAAUUUGAUGCGGUAGAAUUUUGUGAAUUAAAUGAAAAAGCAUGGGGACCCGAACUAAGUAUACAAAACUCAAAGACUGAGGAAGAAGUUGACAAAAGUCCCAGCGAACCAGGUGCCUUGAAAAAGCCUUUCACAUCAAGUUUAUGUGCAAAACUUUUAAAGGCAUCAUCAUUCAGUAAACGCAAUCCAAGGAAGUCACUUUCUCGUGUUAAUUCCGGUAUAGGUACACCAAUAUCGCGUCAAGAAUCUUUGAGUAAUACAUCGCAGCAAUCGGAAGUUUUACCCGAUUUAGAGACAAUACUAGUACAAAAAGCUAAGGAGCAACAAGCAAUGGCAGCGGUUACUGUCAAUCCAUUAUUAGCAGGCAAGGACACCGCUACACAACUAAAUAUAGAUGCCGGCUGGCUUAACCGUAACACCAUCGAUGAAGGACUAGAAGGAGGUGUAGAGAUUAAAGCGCAAUCAGCUAAAUCACUGCCGCGAACUCCAAUAGUAGAGAAGCGUUUUGGACUGAGCAAUAUCAAUGUCAAAACUGUGGUACCCUUGACUAAUAAUAUUAAUAUAAAACAUGAAGAAACGUUAAAAACAAAUGUGGAAAAUAAACCAGAAACAGCACACAACACACUCUUAGAGGCAAGUGCGGUUGUUAUUAACGAUAUUAAUGGUGACUCCGAUUCAGUUGUUUCUGAUAGCGGUGGUGAGGAAGCGGAGCAGGCUUAUGUACAUGUCGCCAAAAGGCGCAGGGUGUUGAAAACAAUUGAAAAAAAUCAAACGAUUGAAAGUAGUGAUUUACCAGUGAAAAAUAACGAGACAAAUGAUAUGAAAGCAACAGUUACUAAGGAAGAUUCUGCUACUUUGGAUGCUCCUCAAGAGGAGAUAAAACUUUAUGAUUUCUCAGCAGAUGACAAUGAUGAUGCUGACUAUUCACCUCCGAAAGCUAAGAAAGGAGCGCGCAAAACUGUUAAGCCUGUUAAGAAGACAACCAAGGAAGCAAAACAAAAAACUAAAGAAAAUGCUAAGAAAACAAAAACAAUAAAUUCUCAAAGAACAAGUAGGACUAGAAGUAAUAAUACCAAAAAAGGAUCUGACAUAGAUAAGAACGAUGUUACUGCUACGAACGUUGAAGAGGUAAACGAAGAACCAGAUGAAAAGCCGCCAGAAGCAGCUAUGUUGCGUUAUACAAUGUUGCUCGAGAGUGGCGACCUUACAAGUACUCCCCGGGUACCAAGCAGUGAGCUGGAGAAAGCCGACGAUGUUGCACAGCGGUAUAUAAAUAGCACACAUGUGGCAUUCGCCAAAGCGGAGGCAGCAGCGACUAGUCAAAAACCUACACCUUUGCCAAUCAUCGAUGAGAAGCGUGCGGCAGCACGAAAGAAACUUGAAGAAAAAAUUGCCGCUGGUAAACUUAAUGAGAAUUAUGUAUCGAUAAAUCUGCAAAAGAAGAUAUAUGCACGCGGAAAACGAAAUGUUAAUUUCUCUAAAUAUAAGAAAAAAAUGUGGCGCCACAAAAAGAAAAUUGCUGCACUUGCCGGUCCGGAUAUGGAUAUGGGCGGUUGUGAUGGCGGUGUACUAACAUGUUUCACUUGCGGGCAAGUGGGGCAUUUCGCAGCACAGUGUAAGAUAAAGGGCGACUCAUUAUUGCCUCUAACAGCACAACUUGAGGAGGACCCCUCACCAUUUCCCACCCUUGAAGAAGCUGAGCGUAUGGCUGCUCAGAAUGCUAUGGUGGCACACAGUAGAAAUAUAUCAAGAUUACCAGCUGCAGCGAAUAAAGCAAUGUAUCAAAAAAAUGAGGAAGACACUGAACUACAUCAAAAUUCCGAUCAUGAGUCAGUUGCAGGCAAAGACAGUAAUGAUGAUGUCUCAGAAGGACAUGAUAGUGACUCCUCUGCAAAUGACGAUAACGAAAAUAUAGGUUUUGAGAGCGAUGAAGAAUUUGAAAACAUUAAUAUUGAUGAGGUUACCACAUCGGCAUCUCAAGAGUCACCUAUUAAAAAAUAUGUGGGUCAUAAAAUACCGGAAGAUUUUCUAAAAAAAGUUGGUCUGAAUUCCAAUUCUGAAAAUGGUAAAACAUCUGAUACACAAUUCGGUGGAAUUCAACCCAUUUAUGAACUCGAUGCCGAUGGUAAUGUGCGCGAGGACAUACCCGCCGAAGUCACAGAGGCGCUACGUAUGUUUGGGCAUGUAAAUUUCCGAAAGGGUCAAGAACGUGCCAUUAUGCGUAUAUUAUCUGGCGUGUCAACUUUGGUUACGUUAAGUACAGGCAGCGGUAAAUCAUUAUGUUACCAAUUACCUGCUUACCUAUACAGUCAUCGUAGGCGUGCAAUAACAUUAGUUAUAUCGCCACUCGUAUCACUUAUGGAAGAUCAGGUGACAGGUGUCCCACAUUUUUUGCGUGCCCAUUGCUUACACACCAAUCAAACGCCUCAACAGAGAAUCAAAGUAAUGGAAAUGAUAUCGGCGGGGGAAGUAGAUAUUCUAUUGGUGUCACCGGAAGCUGUGGUGGCUGGUGAACGUUCGACUGGUUUUGGUGCCAUUCUGCGUCAAUUGCCUCCAAUCGCUUUCGCUUGUAUUGACGAGGCGCAUUGUGUUUCUCAGUGGAGUCAUAAUUUUCGUCCCAGUUAUCUGAUGAUUUGUAAAGUGCUCAAAAAGAAUUUAGGUAUUCAAACGGUUUUAGGCUUGACCGCAACAGCAACUUUACCAACGCGUCUGAGUAUUAUCAGCCAUUUAGGAAUACCAGAUGGACAACGUGGUGUUAUUAGUGAUAUUCCAUUGCCAGAUAAUCUUCUAUUGUCGGUAUCAAAAGACGAGAAUAAGGACGCCGCUUUAUUAGAAUUACUUCUAAGUGAUCGGUUUAGUGACUGCCAAUCCAUAAUCGUUUACUGCACACGCCGCGAUGAAUGUGAGCGUAUCGCUUCGUAUCUCCGUACUUGUAUGCAGGAUCAAUGUAACGAUAAAAAUGCACCAGAAAGCGGUAAACGCAAACGAAAGCGCACUAAUUGGGCGGCAGAACCGUACCAUGCUGGCAUGCCGGCAUCACGUCGUCGUACAAUACAAAACGCUUUCAUGCGCAAUGAACUGCGCAUAGUUGUGGCCACUAUUGCUUUCGGCAUGGGCAUCAAUAAACCCGAUUUGCGUGCUGUCAUCCAUUACAAUAUGCCUCGCAACUACGAGAGUUACGUACAAGAGAUUGGACGUGCCGGACGUGACGGCAAACCGGCGCAAUGUCAUCUCUUUUUAGAUGCACGCGGUGGUGAUAAGUGUGAGCUACGUCGUCAUAUCUACUCCAAUUCGAUUGAUCGACAUGUGAUAAGAAAAUUAUUGCAACAUGUGUUUGUGCCGUGUGCCUGUGCCAAGAAGGAGACAUCAGAGGCGCAAUAUCAAAGAACGCAAGUUUCGCGAGGAAAUAUGUUGAACGCAACAAGCGCGGUUGAAAAUAAUCGCAUUUGUCCCGGCCAUGAAAUCGGUUUCUCGGUGCAGCGUACAGUUGAGGCAUUGGAUAUACCAGAAGAAAAUAUAUCCACAUUGUUAUGCUAUCUGGAACUGGAUUCUCGUUGGAAUAUCAGUGUGCUUAGCAAUGCUUAUACCAUGGCCAAGAUCAUUUCAUAUGGUGGUGCAAAGUACCUAAAACAUGCGGCCAAAGAAUGUCCACCUUUAGCAAUGGCAAUCGCAUUGGAAAUAAAACAAGAUAAAUUUAAGGAUGAUGCGAAUAUAAUUGAGUUUUCAGUGGUUGAUAUUGCUGCAGCGAUCGGUUGGAAUAGUGGCGUCGUAAAAUACCAAUUGAAAAAUUUGGAGUGGAUUGAAGUCGAUGGCUAUCCGCGACGUUCCCCCAUUAAUGUCAAUUUCCACGACAUCGGUUUUCGGUUGAAGGCGCCGGGAGAUUUUAUACCCGAAGAAAUAGAUGAUGCUCUUGAUACACUCUAUAAUCGUACAGUCGAACAAGAGAGAACACAACUCAUACAGCUACAGUAUGUGUUUCAAGGUCUAUCCUUGGUCGCCUACAACAAUUAUGUGCCGUGCAUGAGCGCCAACUAUGCUCCAGAUCGUUCUAAUCAACUUAAAGGUAUUAUACGCGAUUACUUCCAAAAUGAUUACCCUAAAGAAAUGAAACUAGAAACGGAUAAUUCAAAUGUAUCCGAUGGUGAUAUUGAACACGAUGUACUCGCGCUCAUUAGCAUGUAUCCAGAUAAUAAUUUCAGCGGUCGGAAUAUUGCUCGUAUUUUCCAUGGCAUAACAAGUCCAAACUUUCCAGCUGUUAUAUGGGGCCGUUGUAAAUAUUGGAGAGCUCACUCAAGCGUUGAUUUUAACCGGAUUCUAAAAUUGGCGAACGCUCUUAUUGUACGACGACGCAUGUAAUAAUCUAUUCGCAAUGGCUUUGGAGUAAAGACAUUCUUAUGCAUAGAGCGAAUUUUAAUUUGUAGAUUUUAUGAAAGUUCCAAAACAUGCAUAAACAUCAAUUCAUGUUUAUUUACGAUAUAAUUCGUUUUUACUAUAUAUGUAACUUAUUCAUAAACACAUUUUAGCUUUAUCAAUGCAUUUGCUCAAUUAAUUUAAUACAUUAGAAAUUUUAAUAUUGACAAAACUGAAAAGACUUCAAAUAGAAAUGCCUCUAAAAAUGGACUCCGUAUAAGAACGCAUUUUUUAUAAUUGCCACAGACUUAAUAAUUUAUGUAAAUUUACGCGUUAAGCUUUACUAUGCAUGCAAUAAGAAUAUUUUAAAUAAAGUUGACAAAAAAUA